UUUAUUUUACUGUUAUUCUACAAUGUAACAUACAUUUAGAGCAACCAUUAUUUAUAGGAAGGUAAGUUAAAAACAUUGGUCGCUAAACAGUUUUACUGCAGAUAGUUGAUGCGUUAUUUUUUUCUAUAUUACCUAGUGUCAUUAUUGUGCGACUUCACUUGGUUCACUCCAGGAAGAACAACUGACAGGAACGGUUGACUUUGCUAACAAGAAGGGAACACGAUGUCUGGAAGUUUUUAUUUCGUCAUGGUUGGUCACCAGGACAACCCUGUCUUUGAGAUGGAGUUCUUGCCAUCGGGGAAAGCAGAAUCAAAGGAUGACCAUCGUCACCUGAACCAGUUCAUUGCACACGCUGCCCUGGAUCUGGUGGAUGAAAACAUGUGGCUGUCCAACAAUAUGUACUUGAAAACUGUGGACAAGUUCAACGAGUGGUUUGUUUCUGCCUUCGUCACUGCAGGACAUAUAAGAUUCAUCAUGCUGCAUGACGCGCGACAAGAAGAUGGAAUCAAGAACUUUUUUAAUGAUGUAUAUGAUUUAUACAUUAAGUUUGCAAUGAAUCCAUUCUACGAAAUCAAUGCACCAAUCCGCUCUACAGCAUUUGAGAGGAAAGUACAGUUUCUUGGAAAGAAACAUCUCUUGAGUUAAUCACUUCACAUGCACAAGGAUCAUAAUGCAUCUUGGCUAUUAGUUGUGUAUAUAUAUAGCUACUACACUUUUGAUGUCUGUCUUUCAUCUCCUGUUUCACAAUUGUACCAUGUAUUAAACACAUAUUUUCUAUAAAA
Molecule: messenger RNA, 782 nt
Organism: Eleginops maclovinus (Patagonian blennie)
Lineage: Eukaryota; Metazoa; Chordata; Actinopteri; Perciformes; Eleginopidae
Gene: trappc2
Product: trafficking protein particle complex subunit 2
Exons: 5
Coding region: 223-645 (140 amino acids)
Biological process (GO): endoplasmic reticulum to Golgi vesicle-mediated transport
Cellular component (GO): TRAPP complex; nucleus; cytoplasm
Source: RefSeq, a predicted model, not a curated record